AUGAAAUAUCAUUCCAUCUUCCUACCCCUCCUCCCAAUAACCGUCACCGCCCUCUUCUCCUGCAACGAAGACCAAAACGCCUUCCCCGCCCGCGCAGGGAAGUUCGUCGUCCACUAUACCUCCGUCCGCGACGAGAAUCUCGACGGACAGCCUUGGAUCCGCAUCUGCCUCCCCUCCCCCAAUGGCGACUUCACCGACGUCUCACCCCUCAACGUCCCCUGCAACGAAGGGCCGCCCGUCCGAUUCCCGUACGACCAGACGAAGCUGGAACACACCCUCAUCGUGACGAACGGGAAUGGGUGUGAUGAGGACUCGAGCAAUCUCGACGGGGCGAGGAUGGAGUAUGAUGGUCAGAAAAGGGAUUUGAGUGGGGAGGAUGAGGGGUGUGGGAAGAGGAGUCAUGGGAUUAGUUGUGAGUUUACUCUCUGA
Zasmidium cellare ATCC 36951 is the source of this 429-nucleotide messenger RNA. RefSeq lists its product as uncharacterized. The coding region runs from base 1 to 429 and encodes 142 amino acids. NCBI's taxonomy places the organism in Eukaryota, Fungi, Ascomycota, Dothideomycetes, Mycosphaerellales, Mycosphaerellaceae. The transcript has 3 exons. The record is from RefSeq and is a predicted model, not a curated record.